Messenger RNA from Lachnellula hyalina, 1653 nucleotides. RefSeq names its product Carboxylic acid transporter-like protein (gene JEN1). The transcript has 3 exons. The record is from RefSeq and is a predicted model, not a curated record. Gene Ontology annotation, molecular function: secondary active monocarboxylate transmembrane transporter activity. Gene Ontology annotation, biological process: plasma membrane lactate transport. Gene Ontology annotation, cellular component: plasma membrane. The coding region runs from base 1 to 1653 and encodes 550 amino acids. NCBI's taxonomy places the organism in Eukaryota, Fungi, Ascomycota, Leotiomycetes, Helotiales, Lachnaceae.
AUGGCGGAAAAGCCAACCACCACCACCACCGAUAACACUGGGGGGAUUCACCAUGUUCCCUCCGGUGGGGACCCCGCACUCCCUGAAUCCCAUGCCCCCAAGGAAAUGACCGCCAAGGAAUAUGCGACCACUCGAUUUUCAACCCUCAAGCCACCCAUGCACAAGGCUCCCAAUCCUUUCAAGCUUCUUGCUAUGCUGAGUACCAAACAAUGGAUGUUUUUCCUCGUUGGCUUUACUGCAUGGGUGCGUCCAAUUCCCCACCCAACCUCCAAAACCUGGGAUGCAUUCGAUUUCUUCACUGUCAGUUUAACAGUAUCUGACCUUGCCGAGACAUUCGGCAAGACCAACACUGAUAUCACAUGGGGUAUCACUUUGGUGCUUAUGUUCAGGUCCGUAGGAUCAAUCGCCUUUGGUCUCGCCGCAGAUCGAUAUGGCCGAAAAUGGCCUUUCGUGGUCAACAAUGCCCUUUUCAUCAUCCUUGAACUCGGAACUGGUUUUUGCCAGACUUACAAGCAAUUCCUCGCCUGCAGAGCGUUGUUCGGUAUUGCAAUGGGUGGACUUUAUGGCAAUGCAGCUGCCACGGCUCUUGAAGACUGCCCCGAGGAAGCUCGUGGUCUUGUGUCCGGGAUGCUGCAACAAGGCUAUGCUUUCGGAUAUCUACUCGCAACUGCUUUUGCUAGAGGACUUGUGAAUACCACGUCGCACGGCUGGCGUCCACUGUACUGGUUUGGUGCUUGCCCCCCAGUCCUGAUUAUUAUCUUCCGACUUUGCUUGCCAGAGACCGAAUCAUACAUUGAGCGUGUAGAGGUUCGAAACGAAAGGGGUAACAUUGGUGCAACAUUCAUUGCUGAAGGAAAGGUCGCUCUUAAGCGUCAUUGGCUGCUUUUGAUUUACCUUGUGCUUUUGAUGGCCGGAUUCAAUUUCAUGUCCCACGGAUCACAAGACUUGUACCCUACAAUGUUGACAAACCAGUACAACUUCAGCCCCAAUGCAGUUACCGUAACUCAAGUAGUUGCUAAUCUGGGUGCAAUGUCGGGAGGUACCGUGAUUGGUUACUGUUCCCAAAUAUUCGGCCGACGAUUCUCCAUCAUCUUCAUCUCCAUCAUCGGGGGCGCUCUUCUCUACCCGUACACUUUUACCUCGUCCCACGCCGUCAUCGCCGCUGCCUUUUUUGAGCAAUUCUGCGUCCAGGGUGCAUGGGGAGUCAUCCCAAUCCAUCUCAUGGAACUCUCCCCCGGCUCCUUCCGCACAUUUGUCGUCGGAACAUCCUACCAACUCGGCAACCUCGUCUCCUCUGCUUCCUCGACCAUCGAAUCGACAAUCGGGGCUCAAUUCCCUCUGCCGCCCAAGAUCGGCAAGGGAGGAAAGAAGACCCCACGCUACAAGUACGGUCUCGUGAUGUGUAUUUUCAUGGGCUGUGUCUUCGCCUACGUCAUCAUCCUAACAUUCCUUGGACCCGAAUACCUGAAGCGCAGUUUCGAAGUCAGAGAUGAUGCGGAUAUCGCUGAGGCUGCUGGACAUAACACGAUCGAGGCGGCGAUGGCCAAGAUUCACAGAAGGGAGGCGAUGGGUAUGGGUAUUGAUCCUAUUGAUCGCGAGGACAUUGAUGCGAUUGAGAAAGGUACUUCUCAGCGUGUGGAAACCUCUACCUAG